Molecule: messenger RNA, 2235 nt
Organism: Papilio machaon (common yellow swallowtail)
Lineage: Eukaryota; Metazoa; Arthropoda; Insecta; Lepidoptera; Papilionidae
Product: papilin-like
Exons: 16
Biological process (GO): extracellular matrix organization
Cellular component (GO): extracellular matrix
Molecular function (GO): metalloendopeptidase activity
Source: RefSeq, a predicted model, not a curated record
UUUUGUUUCAGAUCGCUGCUGCUAGCAGCCAUCGUAUUAAGUAAUUACUUAGUUUGGACCGCAACAAGGCAUCAUCACACACACAAUCUAUCCCGUCACCGCAGCAGGCACAGGCGGCAGGGAGCGGGUCUGUACCUGCCAGCGUCCUACGUGCUGCCCGGGGGCGAGGGCUCCGGCGCUUGGGGGGAGUGGGGCGAGGUCAGCCCAUGCUCGCGCACCUGCGGCGGCGGCGUCGCCAGCCAGAAGAGAAUAUGUUUAGAAGUUAGUCCCGAAGGUCAGCCGCUAUGCACGGGCGGCGACACUAAGUACUUCUCAUGCCAAACGCAGGACUGUCCAGAGACUGUCGACUUCCGUGCGGAGCAGUGCGCAGAGUAUGAUGACAUCGCUUUCAGGGGAAUCAAAUAUAAAUGGCUACCAUAUACGAACGCCCCAAACCCAUGCGAACUGAACUGUAUGCCGCGCGGCGAACGCUUCUACUUCCGACAGAAGACCAAAGUGGUGGAUGGCACCAGAUGCAACGACGAGUCCUUCGACGUCUGCGUCAAUGGCACCUGUCAGCCGGUAGGUUGCGACAUGAUGCUGGGGUCCAAUGCGCACGAAGAUAAGUGCCGCGAGUGCCGCGGGAACGGCACCAACUGCCGCACCAUCUCCGGGCUCAUCGACAGCUCUGACCUCAGGAAAGGCUAUAACGACGUCUUGCUAAUACCUCAAGGCUCAACGAGCAUUUAUAUUUCGGAAGUGCGAGCAUCAAACAAUUACUUAGCUUUAAGAUCGAAGCAAGACAACGUAUAUUAUCUAAACGGGGAGUACCACAUCGACUUCCCUCGCAGUCUGACGAUAGCCGGCGCCACCUGGCACUACGAGCGCAGCCAGCAGGGUUUCGCCGCGCCCGACAAGCUGCGCUGCCUCGGACCAACAACAGAACCCUUGUACCUCUCGCUGCUACUACAAGACGAGAACGUUGGUAUCGAGUACGAAUACAGUCUGCCCACCGCACUAGCGCCACCUCCGAACCAGCAAUACAACUGGGUCUACGGGGAAUUCACCCCCUGCAGCGCCACAUGCGGCGGAGGGACCCAGAGUCGACAAGUGACGUGUCGGUCGAGAGAGGAACUGGAGGUAGUAGAGGACAGUCUGUGUGAUACCGGCCUCAAACCUGUCACCGAUCAGACCUGCAACACGGACCCCUGCCCACCGCGCUGGGUGGACGAACCUUGGGGUCCAUGCUCCAAGCCUUGCGGGGAAGGUGGCACUAGGUCCAGACAAGUCUACUGUCAGAAGAUCAUCGUUAAUGGGCUGCAGUCAAUAGUAGCGGACAAGGAGUGCUUCGACCUGCUGGGCCCCAAACCCGAGCUAUACCAGGAGUGUAACAGGAACGCCACUUGCCCCACCUGGUUCGCUGGACCUUGGAAACCGUGCGACAAACUCUGCGACGAAGGCAAGCAGACGCGGCAAGUGGUUUGCCAUCAGAAGAUCAACGGAAAGGUGGAAGUGUUUGAGGACGCAAUGUGCGAGGAGGAGAAACCGGCCACAGAGCAGAGCUGUAUGCUGCGCCCCUGCGAGGGUGUCGACUGGGUUCUCUCUGAUUGGUCUGGGUGUGACACGUGUACAUCAUCAGUGCGCACGCGGGUAGCUCACUGCGCCACCAGCAUGCAUAAAGUGGUGAACUCUAGCUUCUGUUCGUACCACCCAGCGCCGGUGCUGGAGGAGCCCUGCGACCGCACUAAGCUGCCUUCCUGCCAGCUACUGUGGUACGCCACUCAGUGGAGCAAGUGUUCAGUUGAGUGCGGAAAAGGUAUCCAAAGCCGGCGAGUGUUCUGCGGUCUAUUUGACGGCGCGUCGGUGAUCAAGGUGGAUGACGACCGCUGCGACAGUAAACUACGCUACAACGAUACAAAGCCCUGCGAGGUACCGUCGGAGAAAUGCGAUGCCAAGUGGUACGCUGGACCAUGGUCUAAUUGUACAAAAGAUUGCGGUGGCGGUCAACAGUACCGCCGCGUGAUGUGCUUGAGCGGUGGUGUCGAAGUGAAGACAUGUCCUGAGGAUACCAUACUGGAAGCGAUGCAAGCUUGCAACACUGAACCUUGCACCAAUGACAUCAAAACGUCACCGGCUAAAGCUGCGACUGCGGCUGACGAUUACUACGACUACGAGGAAUGUAUCGAAGAAGACUACCCUGAGGCCGGUGCUGAGGCGAUCGGACCUAGUGGCGUCACGGUGUGUAAAUUUAUAUAG